AUUUCUUCCUUCUUCUAAUGAUUUAUUUAUAAAAUAUACUGUGUCCUAUAUGGAGGAUAAGAAGGAUGAUGAUAUGGGGUAUUUAGUUUGUGUGUUCAACAACGUAAACACUACAAAAGAACACUACAUGCAUACGGAUCUUGAAUCUUGGAAUGAGUGUAGGGUGGGUGGGAAGUGGAUGAACCCUUGGAAAAAGCAGCAGUUCGAGAAAGCUUCGAGGAAGCUGGGAUUUAUGGAGAAGUUGGGGUAAUACCAUAAUCUUCGAUCAUCUUAAUUUUAUAUAUUCUUGGAUCGAGAAGCUAGGAAGAUUGGAUUUAUGUUUGUUCCAUUAUUAUACUACUCGUAGUAUAUAUUCGAUCUCGAUCGGCCAGCUAGCUAGCUAGCUAGUACUGAUGGAUGAUAUGCCGCAUCUGUAAAUACUACAUGCAUAUAUUGCGCUGCAUGCAUGCGCACAGAAUUGUUUAGGUAAAUGGUUUUUUAAGAGCAAGAGCUUUGUUAGAUUAUUGGACUUAUACUACAUGUAAUAUUCACAAUAUAUUAUUUAUCGGGUUUAAUUGUAUGUUAUAUGCUAUCUUAUAUUUAGGCCCAAAAAAAAUUAGUGGUCCUAUGGAUAUUAAUUUAAGUGGGCUAAUAAGUUAUCUAAUAAGGUAUAGGGCCCAAAUGUGUAGAGACCCAUGGGCUUGACCUAAUCAAUGAUGGGCUGAUUAGGGUUAAGCACUCUAUAAAUAAGGGGUUAUGGUCCCUAGUUGUAAACACCAUUCUGUCUUUCUGCAUCCCAUCGCUAGAGAGAUAAUCCCGAGGGUGUGUAUCAGCUAGAAGACGCAAACCCUAGCCUCCGUCUCCCGGAUCCCUAAAGAUCAUCUCCGAUGGAGUCAGGUACGCUUCCGCUCAGUUAAUUCUCUAGAUAAUUUCAAUAUGAAGAUUAAAGUAUUAUCGGAUUUAUUCAAACAAUUGGUAUCAGAGACACCUUCAUAUUGAAUUAUUUGGAGUUAGUUGAUGAUUAAAUGGAAAUCGAAAUUUUCUUGUAUGGCUGCCGAUUUGAUUUGCGGUAGCAUACUUGGGGGCAGCAUACUUGGGUUUCGUUUUGUCUUUUGAUUCAUUCUUCUUUAAGCAAAGCAGUUUCACACGUUAUGAUGGGAUACUGCGAUUUGUAUUUUUUAUUAUAAUUAUUAUGUUUCUAAUGCCACUACCUGCAUGGAGUCAGAUUUAGAUUUAUACAAUAAUUCGGCAAUUGAUGUUGUAGUGGAAUUGUACAUAUUUCGUAAUUGUCGAUUUGUUAUUUUCUACAUAAUUCGCAAAUUUAUACACAUAUAUAUAUAUUGGACAACUCCGGCUUUCAUAAUUGUCGAAUUGUUAUUUUUCUGGGUUUUGUUUUGGGAUCAAUCAAUCAUGCGAUUGAAUAGUUUUUUUGGGUUACAUCAUCGAUUUUCUGGAAAAUAGAUUCAAUAGUCAAUUAUUAUUUUGGAUGUGGCUGAAUUGAUUCAUAACUAAUCAUAAUUUCAGUUUCUUUCUUUAAGGAAUCAAGCCUUUAGCUUAUUUGUUUUGGAUUUGGAAUCGAUUUUGUUUUAAAACGAUUAGGCCUUUAGCUGAGAAUACCUAUAUCAAAUUAAAUUUUGAUAUGCUUCAUUUUUCGGUAAUUUAAUUUUGGAAUUUUAUGGCUUUAGUAAUAUAUUAAGUGCAUAUAUGUGAUUAUCGAUUUGGUAAUUAAAUACUUAUAUGUGAUUACAGGCAAAAUCAGUUCCAUUAGAAUUGCAUAUUUGGAAAUAAAUUACUUUUAUUGGUGAUCAUGAUUUACAGUUUAAAAAUGUAUUAUGUGUUAUGGAUGUAUAAACCCUAAUUUGUGAUCACAUAAAGAUUGGGUACAUGUUUUACAAAUUUCGUUACACAUAACACAUUUGCAUGUGAUUCAGAAAAAUUCGCCCAAUUUUAUUUUCAGAUUGUUGAUUUAAUAUUAGCAUGUCUAAUAUUUGGGUUGAUUAAUUGACGCAACAUGCUGCCAAAGUAGCCUCUCUUGUUGAAAUUAAUUAACUCAUAUAUUAAGAUGAUUGUGUACUUUCUUAUUUCAUGCGGAUAAUAAUCGGCCCAAAGGAAGGUUAUUAUUUGGCCGAAAUUUAAGUACAUUUGUGAUAAUAAAAUUUGUGAUGAUUAUGAAGUUUUUUCGUGUGAAUAUUAAGUCGGUCCAAAGAAAGGCUUAAUAUUUGACAAGAUUUUAUUAUCAAAAUUUUAUUAUCACACCAAGAGUACCACUUGCAAGUCUAAUUUAUGUCCAAAGACAAGAUUAGAUGUUGCGCUAGGUAUCUUGUGAUGAGGAUUGCUAAUAUUUAAAUUUAAAAUUAAUUAUAAAAUUAAUUUCAAUUCCUAGAGCAUAUCAUUUAUAUUAUUUUUGUUCUCUUUCAGUCAACAAUUCUGCUGCUACAAUAUCUGCUAAUAUUAAUAGCAUCCCAGUGCUUAACGGCACGAAUUUUAAGGAAUGGAAAGAGAAUGUUAUGAUCGUUCUCGGUUGCAUGGAUCUAGACCUUGCACUUCGGACUGAGAAACCCGCCGCUCUUAAGGACACAUCUACCCUCGAUGAAAAGAGGGAGAUGGAGAGGUGGGAACGCUCAAACCGCAUGAGUCUAAUGAUCAUGAAACGUGCAAUUCCAGAAUCAUUCAGGGGCACAAUGUCUGAUGAGGCCGAUGCCAAAUCAUUCCUUGCCGAACUUGAAAAGCGUUUUGCUAAAAACAAAAAGGCGGAAACUAGUACUCUUUUGAGCACUCUUGUUUCCAUGAAGUAUAAAGGCAAAGGGAACAUAAGGGAGUACAUUUUGGAAAUGUCUCAUAUUGCUUCUUUUGCAAAGGGACUAAUCACAAGAUAAAGAACUGCACUAAGUACCAUGCUUGGCGUGUGAAAAAGGGGUUGCCUGAGCUGCCGAAAACCAAUUGAUGGUGAAAGAUACAUCUAUGUCGGUGAUGGCAAGCGGGUUGAAGUUGAGGCUAUCGGUGUUUUUAGAUUAUUAUUAAAGACUGGUUUUUAUUUGGAUUUGAAAGAGACAUUUGUUGUGCCGUCAUUUAGGCGGAAUUUAAUUUCUAUUUCUGCA
Cuscuta europaea is the source of this 3077-nucleotide messenger RNA. NCBI's taxonomy places the organism in Eukaryota, Viridiplantae, Streptophyta, Magnoliopsida, Solanales, Convolvulaceae. The record is from the annotation of a GenBank genome assembly.